AUGACAAGAGGAUGUCGAUUGUUGAUAGCACAAGCUGUAAAGUCGAUGAAAGUUUUUUUUGCUAUUAUUGGCGUUUGCUUCAAGUCAAGUCACCCGAGCAAGUCAAGUAAAAUCACGCAAGUCGGUUUGUCAAGUCAAAUUAUGCCAAGUCAAGUAAAAGCACUGUUGGCAAUUGGCAAUCUACAUCCAAUGUGA
Clunio marinus is the source of this 195-nucleotide messenger RNA. The record is from the annotation of a GenBank genome assembly. Lineage: Eukaryota; Metazoa; Arthropoda; Insecta; Diptera; Chironomidae.